Molecule: messenger RNA, 1759 nt
Organism: Alligator mississippiensis (American alligator)
Lineage: Eukaryota; Metazoa; Chordata; Crocodylia; Alligatoridae
Gene: GPANK1
Product: G-patch domain and ankyrin repeats 1
Exons: 3
Coding region: 240-1283 (347 amino acids)
Molecular function (GO): nucleic acid binding; protein binding
Source: RefSeq, a predicted model, not a curated record
GCGCAUGCGUAGAUUCCAAAUCCUUCGCCAACCACCGCGCGCAUAAGCCCCGCCGUAGGUUUUUACGCAUGCGCAGCAGCCCACCCGCCCUCACUUUCGCCGGGUGCUGCGUAUGUGCGCGCGGCCCGCGGGAGCAGGAAGUGGGGUGGGCGGGCUGCGCAAGCUUCGCGUGUCUCUAUGGGUGAAGUCUCGUGGUACACCCUCGUCGUCCUGCCUGCUCCCCGUCCCUGGCCUCAGCCAUGAGCCAUGGCGUCCAGCUCAUUGCCUUCACCCGUGCCCGAGAGGAUUCAGACUUCUGGAAAGAUGGGCAGCUCCGGAAACAGGUUUCCUCUGCCCGGGAGCGCCGGGAGGACCCCGGAGCAGGCGAGGAAGCCCGCAGCUUCUAUGAGAGUCUCCUGGCUCCUGGGGGCAGCGGCAGCGGCGGCGGCAGGAGCCCUCCACGGAAACGUAGGGCCCCUCGGAGGCGCCGUGAAGCUCCAGCUCCUCCCCCUGCGCCACCAGACCAGACGGAUGACCGCAAGGGCAACCUGCUGCUCAGAUCAGCCCAGGAGGGCAACCUGCGGGGCCUGCGGAGGCUCCUGGAGAAGGAAGGCUGCAACAUCAAUUACCGGGACGGUUUCUACUGGACAGCAGUGAUGUGUGCGGCCUACGCCGGGCAGGCAGAGGCUGUGCGGUACCUCCUGAGCCGGGGGGCCGCCUGGGUGGGGGUGUGCGAAGCACAGGGCCGGGAUGCCAUGGAUCUCGCUGAGGAAGCUGGCCACGAGAACGUGGUGGAGGUCUUGCGGGAGUGUGAGACGGCGCGGCCACCCACGAGGGAACCCAGGAGACCGCCGGCGGAGAGGAAGUUCUGUGCCGUGUGCCAGGCGCACUACAGUGAGGACACUGUGGAACUCCAUGAGCGCUCGACUGCCCACCUCUUCAACCGCCGCGACCCACUGCCCCCGACCCGCUACCACAUCCCAGAGACCAACGUCGGCUUCCAGCUCAUGGUCAAAGGUGGUUGGGACCGCGAGGCUGGGCUGGGGCCUGAGGGCUCUGGCCGUAGAUUUCCCGUUCAGACAAUCCUCAAAAGGGACCAGAAAGGCUUGGGCUUCCGGAGUGACCUCAAGCCAAAGGUCACACACUUCGAUGCCAAUGACCCCAGCUCCGUGGCCCAGCCCAGUGAGCCCAGGCCCAGGGCAGAGCGGGCAGUAACAGUUGGGAAACAGGAGGCACGGCGCCGAGAGGCCAAGGAAAAGGCUUGGGAACGUGACCUCCGCACGUACAUGAACCUUGACCUUUGAACUCUGCUGGUCUAUAGCCUCUCUAAGUCACUUGGCCAAUCAGCUUACCUAGGUGAUACUCUUAUAUGAAUCUUGACCUUUAGCCAACAGUGUCCCUUGUAGCCUCUGAACCAGUUGGAUUUUGAGUUGGGGUAUCUGCCCCACCUUUAACAUCCAGUGGCCAACCAGUAGCCACACCGGUUCUGCCUCUACAGCCAAUUAGGUCGACUGUCUGGAAACCCUAAUGUGAACUUUGAUCUGUCAUGUCUUGGAUGUUACCUAGAUUGUUAUUCAUAAUAAUAAUAUGAAAACAGUACAGUUUUUUAAACCGUUUCAGCCAAUUUAGCCUGGUGACCCUUCACCCAGUGAUGUCAUUUCAUUACUGCCCCAUUAACCUGCUCCUUUGAGAUACUCAACCAGUUCAGUUUGGCGCGGGGUGGGAAAAUGUUGACCUUUAACCAGAGACCCACCAGUAAACUGACAGCCCCUUUAAAGCA